CAAUAAGAUAUUCCUUUUUCUAGAAUAGUUUUUUACUCAAGCAGAUUCAACAAUACUUAAGUGACCACAUUGAUGCAAAUCAUUUGCACAAGUGUCAGAAUUUCACAUGGAGGCAUUUUCACGUAGCUAUUACCUUUGGAAGAUAUUAAGAGAGGCAGCACGAAAAACAACAGAUGGAGGCGGUUCUCGAAUUCACAUCCAACAGUAGUAUUCAAAACUGUCACUAUUUUCUUUUUACCUCCGUCCCAGAGAGAUCAAUAGUUUAUUAUAUAUCGCAACCAAAAACCCAGCUUCUCAUUGGAGGUAAAUUAGUUGAAUUAUGAAAAAAUUUACUCACUUAAUUAUAUUUCAUAAGUAUAUAUCGUAACAUUAAUUAAUUGCUUAAUUAUGAUAGGAUAAUAUUUUUUGAGUUUAUGUAAUACACACCAUUAGUGUAAAUAGUUUUUACACCAUCAUACUAACUUUACUUGGCUUCUAGCAGUUAACAUAUCUUAUUUUAAUAUUUUCAAAUACUAAUUUUAAGAAAGCUUACAGAUAAAUAUCCUUAUAGUAAAAAAAAUAUUUAGACCGACAGAUAUAAAACUUAAAACUCAUGUGUUUUUAAGGUGAACCCAGGAUUUUUUUAUUAAUUCCUACCGAUUGCACUAACCUUGCUGAAGUAAUAAAUAAAGCUACGUACAUAGACACAGUGCACCUAACUGGUUCAAUCAUAGAGUAGCUAGUUUCGUGUUCUCUUUGUCACUUUUCAGUUCUGCUUGGACAAGGCUCUAUCUCUACCAGCAAAGAGGUUGCAUCUGCAACUCAGCUCAGUAUCUGCUUCUUCAUAUUGCGUAAGACAAGUAUUUGCCGUCUUAACACUUCUUUUUUCUCUUUUUUUUUUUCCCCACUUAUUGGUUUUAGGUACCUUAAUAUCUUGCUCUAUCUUUUUGCUACCAUCUUUAUUAUAUAUUUUAGCAGUUUGACCAUUUCCAAGGAAUCUUAUUUUGGGAUUCUUGGAUUUGAACUGUAGUUUAGGUACUAGUAUCCUUUGAAUUGAGUGCCUUUUUAGAUUGUUACCAAGAUACUAUUGGUAACUUGUAAUCUUCUUAAUUGGGGUUAGAUUUUUCAAAUCUGAAGGUCUUUCUGAGACCCACCUUGUAAAGUUUCAAUCUUUACAAGAACUUCAACUGAUUUUGGGGUUUAAUAAAGGUUCUGGAAAGUUCCUUAGUGGUUUCAAGCUAAAAAAUGGAACCCUCAUCUGCUGAAAGUCAGGCCAAUAUGUAUUAUAGUAGACAUUACCUUGUAUAUGCUGUUCUACCAUUGUUGAAACUCCUAUGUUUAACUGUUAUUGGCCUAAUUCUUGCACAUCCAAGAACCCAAUUAGUUCCUAAAGCUACUUUUAAGCUCCUUAGUAAGCUUGUAUUUGCUCUCUUCUUGCCUUGUACUAUCUUUAUUCACCUUGGUGAGACUAUUACUGUUCAGAAUUUUUUGCGCUGGUGGUUUAUACCAGCUAAUGUACUUCUCAGUACUGCAAUCGGUUGUCUGUUGGGGUACUUGGUAGCUAAAAUUUGCAAGCCGCCCCAGGAGUACUUUAGGUUCACUAUCAUUGCGACUGCAUUUGGGAAUACGGGUAAUUUGCCUCUUGCCAUUGUUGGAUCGGUGUGUCAUAGUAGUGACAAUCCUUUUGGUCCGGAUUGUUACACAACUGGUGUGUCUUAUGUGUCGUUUGCACAAUGGGUUGCAGUGUUCCUUGUUUACACUCUUGUUUACCAUAUGAUGGAGCCCCCGUUGGAGUACUUCGAUGUUGUUGAAGACGGUGGUGAGAUUCAGGAGCCGUUACCUAGUAAUGAUCUAAGUAGGCCACUUCUUGUGGAAGCUGAGUGGCCUGGUAUGGAAGAUAGAGAAACUGAGCAUUGCAAGACGCCUUUUAUUGCACGGGUUUUUGCAAGUGUCUCAACCCUUUCGAGUAGUUCUAUUCCUGAUCCUGAUAGUUUGGAUAGUUUGGAGGAAUCGCCACCAGCUCCAAGGAGUCCAAAAUCUAUUAGAUGUUUGGCGGAGCCCCGGAUGGUUAGAAAAUUAAGAAUUGUUGCUGAACAAACGCCAGUUCGCUAUGUUCUCCAGCCUCCGAUGUUUGCUAUUUUAUUGGCUUUUCUUGUCGGAAUGGUUCCACCGAUUAAGUCUGUUGUUUAUGGUAAUGAGGCUCCUCUUGCGUUCCUCACGGAUAGUUUACAAAUUCUUGCUCAAGCUAUGGUGCCUUCAGUUAUGCUGAUUCUAGGAGGAAUGCUUGCUGAGGGUCCGAAUGAAUCUUUACUUGGGGUUCGAACCACCGUUGGGAUUACUGUUGCUAGACUUUUAGUCCUUCCUUUGGUGGGAACAGGAGUGGUCUAUUUGGCUGAUCAAAUGAACUUUUUAAUCCCUGAUGAUCAGAUGUACCGGUUCGUUCUUUUGUUGCAGUAUACAACACCAAGUGCCAUCUUGUUGGGAGCAGUUGCUAGCUUGAGAGGUUAUGCAGUCAGAGAAGCUUCAGCAAUGCUCUUCUGGCAACAUGUAUUUGCUCUGUUUUCUCUUUCAAUAUACGUUAUUAUUUACUUCAAGAUUCUGCUUUCUUAUGUCUGAGGUUUGUUGGAAACAUUCGUGCACUAUCGUGUCAAUUUUAGAGUUCCUAUGUAAUAAGCGACAUGGCAUAGUUGUGAUCAAUUCUCAGUGUCUCUACUUGUUUCAGUGCAUAAAUUAAUUAACUUAUGUACUACAGUAUAUAUAUGUAGUGUGUGCCUUACCUUUC
This is a messenger RNA of Lycium barbarum (goji berry), 2761 nucleotides long. Its product is annotated as protein PIN-LIKES 2-like. Gene Ontology annotation, biological process: endoplasmic reticulum to cytosol auxin transport. Gene Ontology annotation, cellular component: membrane. The record is from RefSeq and is a predicted model, not a curated record. The coding region runs from base 1225 to 2595 and encodes 456 amino acids. The transcript has 2 exons. NCBI's taxonomy places the organism in Eukaryota, Viridiplantae, Streptophyta, Magnoliopsida, Solanales, Solanaceae.